GGGUGCUUACUUGUUCCUCUACGGCCGGAAGACCCAGGCUCCUCCAGUGAGAGCAGUAGAUCCGCUCCUCUUUCCCCUGGAGGACCACUCCUGUGGGCUCUCAGAGGAACAAUGGAAAUCUUGGGGUUCCUGAAAUUGGAAGUGAGCGGUCCCAUGGUGACACUGGCCCUGUGUGUGGCUCUCUUGGCUCUGCUGAAAUGGUAUUCCACAUCAGCAUUCUCAAGACUGGAAAAGCUGGGCAUCAGACACCCCAAGCCAUCUCCUUUCAUUGGAAACAUGAUGUUCUUCCGCCAGGGUUUUUGGGAAAGCCAAAUGGAACUCAGGAAACAAUUUGGGCCUCUGUGUGGGUACUAUCUCGGUCGUCAGAUGUAUAUUGUCAUCUCUGAGCCAGACAUGAUCAAGCAAGUGCUGGUUGAGAACUUCAGUAACUUCACCAACAGAAUGGCAUCGGGUUUGGAGCCCAAGCCGAUAGCCAACAGCAUCCUGUUCUUGCGUGGUAAGAGAUGGGAAGAGGUCAGAGGAGUCCUGACAUCUGCUUUCAGUCCUGAAAAGCUGAACGAGAUGAUGCCCCUCAUCAGCCAAGCCUGCCAUCUUCUCCUGGCUCAUUUGCAACGCAGCGCAGAAUCCAGCGACGCCUGCGACAUCCAGAGGAGCUACUGCUGUUACACCACGGAUGUGGUGGCCAGUGUCGCCUUUGGCGCCCAGGUGGACUCCCAGGCGGCUCCCCAGGACCCCUUCGUGAAGCACUGCCGGCGUUUCUUCUCGCUCUGCAUCCCCAGGCCGCUCCUGGUUUGCAUCUUAUCCUUUCCAUCCAUAAUGAUCCCGCUGGCCCGGAUUUUGCCCAAUAAGAACCGAGAUGAACUGAAUGGCUUUUUUAACAAACUCAUUAGGAAUGUGAUUGCCUUGCGGGACCAGCAAGCAGCAGAAGAGAGGCGGAGAGAUUUCCUCCAAAUGGUUCUGGACGCCCGGUAUUCCGAGAGUGCUGUGGGCCUGGAGAACUUUGACCUUGUCCACGAAGUCCUGUCUUCUGCCAAGGGCACAGGGGAGCCUCCCCAGAAACACCAGCGCAGAGCCCCGGCCCAGCCUCUGAGUGAGGACGAGAUCGUGGGCCAGGCCUUCCUCUUCCUCAUCGCGGGCCACCAAAUCAUCACCAGCACGCUGUCCUUCACCACCUACCUGCUGGCCACCAACCCUGCCUGCCAGGAGAGGCUUCUGAGAGAGGUGGACCUGUUCAAGGAGAAGCAGCCAGAUCCUGAGUACCGCGGCCUGCAGGAAGGCCUGCCCUACCUGGACAUGGUGAUCGCAGAGACCCUAAGGAUGUACCCGCCAGCUUUCAGGUUCACACGAGAGGCUGCGCGGGACUGCCAAGUGCUGGGCCAGUCCAUACCGGCAGGCGCCGUGCUGGAGAUGGCCGUGGGCGCUCUGCACCAUGACCCUGAGUACUGGCCACACCCCGAGGUCUUCAACCCUGAAAGGUUCAGCACAGAGGCCCGGCGGCAGCGGCAGCCCUUCACAUACCUGCCCUUUGGAGCUGGGCCCCGGAGCUGCCUUGGGGUGCGGCUGGGGCUGCUGGUGACCAAGCUGACACUGUUCCACGUCCUGAGCCGGUUCCGCUUCGAAGCCUGCCCUGAAACUCAGGUACCACUGCAGCUAGAAUCCAAAUCUGCCCUAAGUCCAAAAAAUGGAGUCUUCAUCAAGAUUGUGUCCCGCUGAUGUGAAUCGUCUUGGGGAAGGAUGGAGUAUCAUUUAAUGACACCUACAAAUCGGAGUUAUGAGGGCUCCCCUACAUUCAAAGAAAACCUUCCUAUAGAGAUGUAGAUGUUUAAAGAAAUGACGGUGCCUGUCAUGUAAGCAUAGAGAGGUUAUUUACCUAACUGAUCCUAAAUGCUUAAUAAAUGUUUGUUGUACUUGGUUUUGA
This is a messenger RNA of Perognathus longimembris pacificus (Pacific pocket mouse), 1918 nucleotides long. RefSeq names its product thromboxane A synthase 1 (gene Tbxas1). Lineage: Eukaryota; Metazoa; Chordata; Mammalia; Rodentia; Heteromyidae. The coding region runs from base 112 to 1713 and encodes 533 amino acids. The transcript has 13 exons. The record is from RefSeq and is a predicted model, not a curated record. Gene Ontology annotation, molecular function: iron ion binding; monooxygenase activity; oxidoreductase activity, acting on paired donors, with incorporation or reduction of molecular oxygen.